Molecule: messenger RNA, 2165 nt
Organism: Engraulis encrasicolus (European anchovy)
Lineage: Eukaryota; Metazoa; Chordata; Actinopteri; Clupeiformes; Engraulidae
Product: zinc finger protein 436-like
Exons: 10
Coding region: 175-1476 (433 amino acids)
Biological process (GO): regulation of transcription by RNA polymerase II
Molecular function (GO): RNA polymerase II cis-regulatory region sequence-specific DNA binding; DNA-binding transcription factor activity, RNA polymerase II-specific
Source: RefSeq, a predicted model, not a curated record
UCGAUGUGGAAGGAUUAAAUCCCAACCAUAACAAAACGCAUCGCAAACCCAGAAAAAAACAUUACAGUCUUACAGAAAAGGGUGAAAAGGAGACGAAACGUAUCCCAAGAUAACACAUGCUGUGUAACCCGAUUGAACAAAACCGAUGACUUGAAUGAGAGCAGCAGCAUAAUAAUGGAGUGUGUGAUCAAUGAAAUUAGUCGCUAUGUUAAUGGAAGUCACAAACAAGCCUGCAGUGACCUUGAGAAGGCCAGUCAAUUAAUCACAAAAGCAUUGCAGUGUGAGGUUCAGAGGAACACAAAGUUAUGCACGUUAAUCCACCGUCUGGAAGAGAAUGGAAGGAGCCAAUCAGAGCAGACAGAGUCCAACCGGCAGCUGAAGCUCCAGGUGGAUGAGCUACAGAAACAACUGAAAGAGAAAGCCGACUCUCUAACACAAGCCACAAAGAGUAUUGUUAUCCUGAAGCUUGAACUGAGACACCUGAAAAAACAGAUGCAGAGCCAUGAGGGUAGUCAAAGGACGAUUCAGGAAGUGGCGGAGUGGCUGCAGGAUGGGGAGAGUAGCCAGCCCAAUGUUGUGAAAGAGGCCAGUGUUCAGCAGAGUCCUGUUGGGGUGAAGAAAGAAGAUACUGAUGGAUAUCAAUGCGGUCAAUCGGGUGAAGCUGACUCCCCAAUGGCCUCCUCAUCUACACACAUCAAAUCUGAACUGCUGCAGGAGGGAGAUGAAAUGUCGGACAUGGCUCCAGUCUCCAGCUCUGAAAGGAGCCAGUCUCCUCUAGAUCCAGUCAAGGCCUUGAGAUUGUCGGUGCAAGUGGUCGACUUCUGUGAAACACAAGACCAGCAAGGACCAGCAAGUGAGGACAACGGAGAUGGAGAACAAUCCAGCUCUGGUCUACGCAUGGAGAAAGUGCACAGGAGAUCAUAUAAUGCUGAGCUGAAGUUGCGGGCGAUCGCUCUGGCCAACCGAGAAGGCAAUCGGGCGUCCGCACGAGAGUUUGGCGUCGCAGAGUCGAUGGUCAGACGUUGGCGACAGCAGCAAGAGCAACUGACCCGCUGCAAAACCACCACUAAGUCUUUCAGGGGAAGGAAAAGCAAGUGGCCCGAACUGGAGGACACGCUGGCGGACUGGGUGAACGCGCAGAGAGCGGCCGGCCGAGCUGUCACCUACUUGCAGAUGCAGAGCAAGGCCCGAACCAUCGCCGCCAAAAUGAAGAUCGAGGACUUCCAAGGCGGCCCGUCGUGGCUCACCAGAUGUAUGAGGCGAAAAGACCUGUACAUCAAGGACAGGAGAACUAUGCGUCGGCAACGCUCUCCCCAUGAUGAUGAAGAUGAUGACGAUGAAGAUGAGGAGGAGGAGGACGACGAUGAGACUAUUCCAUCAGACCAGACAAUAUCAAAGAGAACUCGGAGUCAGCAACGCUCCACCCUUCAUGGUGAUGCCGAUGAGACUAUUCCAUCAGACCAGACUGCAUCAUGAAUUUGGAUGAGGUACCUUUCACAUUUGACCUGCAGGGUUCCCAAGGGUCAUGGGAUUUCUGGAAUAUCAUGAAAUUUCAUAAAAGCUUUUCCAGUCAUGGAAAAUCAUGGAAUAUCACCAUUUUGCAUGCACAGUCAUGGAAUAUCAUGGACAUUUCUUAUCAGUUGUGUAGAAGCAAAAACGUUUUUGUUUGUGUGUAACAUUGUUUCUUACUGGUUUAUACUACAACGCUUCGCCAGAGACUGUUUGGUUUUGCGCUGUACUGUGCAACAGUAUCUAGUUCUAGAAUGUAAUGAGCCCGUUGAAAUUUGGCAGUGGCUCGGAGUCGGCUCUAUGGGUGAAGAUAAUCUGGACAUUACACACUUAACAAAACCUUUUUAACAACAUUUUUUUUUACGGAAGAGUUCAUGGAAAUUCAGUUUUUUGGGUCUGGAAAAUGAUGGAAUUUUAUAUAAGCUUAUGAUUUAGAGUGGGAACCCUCUGCCUCUCCAGCUUUUUAAACCCCUUUUACCUAAGCCCUUUUUUGGGAAAAAGUGCCCCCUCCCUAUUAAAACCUAAAUAUUUCAGCCUCCGAAGCACAUAAAAACAUGAAAUAAGAUGCAUUUAAAAGCUUGAACCUUCAUGUUGCACUAGAUUAUGUUCAUUCCGCUCUAACAUACCCAUAUUUUAAUAAAAAAGCUCAAAUCUCA